UCGAGGCGCUUUUUAGCGGACAAUUAUGCCAUUCUACAGAAGUAUUCUACAGAAGAAAAGCCUGUUACGAGUAAGUGGAGAAGAAAGAUCUACCGAGAUUCUUAUCUCAUUCCAUUCCAGUGGCUCAACCAGUAACCAAUGGCGAAAACUCAAAAAUCCAUGGUUUCCCGGUAGAACCCUAUUUCGCCCAAGUUGUUUCGGAACCGGAAAAAAGAAGCGGUUUUUCGCGCAGCUUGCUCAUAGUGCGGGUCCCACUUGUAUAUUGUAUUUGGCCGAAGAAGCAUCAGACAGGUUUACGUUCUUACCUUCUUGGGACUCCAUGGACCAAGAUCUUCUUUUAUUAUAUGGUCAAUAUCGAUCCACUUUAGCAGAUCAUAUGGAUGUAGAAAAAGCUUCAGAUUUGGAUGAAUUGGAAACAUCUCUUUUCCAUUUCUAUUUACCCAGUUCAUAUCUUUCUUUCGUGUGUUCCCGGGAGGAAUUCGAUCUCUUCAAUCUCUCCAUACCACCUAAAUAAGAGUCAAAUAGGUCGGGAAGAAUAGAGCAUAUUAGGAUAUGGGUCGGGUUGGACGACAUACAUCUUGGUUGGUUCCCCAUCUUUGCAGGGUGAUGAGACCAAUAGCUGUGGAGCACGGAUGACCAUCUCUUCGAGCACAGUCCUAAGAGCGAAUCCAUCCUACUGCUUGGUAAGCAAGCAAUCUGUGAUGUAGGCGCAUACUCCCAGUUCUGAUUUCUCUUCUUUCUUUUUUCAUAUGGUGAUGAUAAAUUGGACUAAUAUGGAUGUGAGAGUUAACAGGUCUCAGUGCUAUAUGAGCAAGGGAAAAGAAGGCAAGGAAUGGAGCGGAUGGAUCACCUCCUUUUCAGGGAGAGCUAAUGCUUGUUGGGUAUUUUGGUUUGAUACUGCUUCGUACCCAAAACGAAAAGCAGGAAGCUGGGUUUAGCUUUUCGGUCGAGCUAGGCUUCACUUCCUAUCACCCUUAGUUGAAGGAAGGCACAUCUAUCUAAGAAAGCAAGGAGCAUCCUUCCUAUCUAUAGUUGUCUAUAGUUGAAUAGAAAGAGAAAUCACUUUCGAAUAUGUCACCAUAAUGGAUUUGUCUAAUCACAGGGUAAUGGGCGAAGACUUCCCGUGGCUACCCUACCUGAGGACGAGGACCUGCUCUCGAAAUUCUCUUUAGUGAUAGAGUAUAUUCCUCCGUGAAUUCACUAAGAAAUUCCAGUUGUCAUAAAACCCUGCCUUUAGGAAUGAAAUAACAAAGGAUAUACCCACACCCUUUCUGAUCCAAUGACCAAGAAAUAGCACUUUCGUCUGAGCACCGUUUCAUGUACAGCUUCUUUUCCUGCUACACCCCGAACACUAUACUCAGGGUUCCAAACCUCCAGUGAGUGACUAUAAACGAUUAUGUCACCGAGGUUUUCAACUACAAACUGGUCAAGGUAAGGGUUGAAUUUAUCCAUUGUUGUGCGGAAGAAGACCUGAAUUAGGAUGAUAUUCAUAGAUCAGUUACUCUUUUUGCACGUUAUGGAGUUUCCACUCCAUGUUGAAAACUCUUUCAAAUAGCAUGAGCGUUAGAUUCUUUUUUUUAUGACUGAUAUAAAUGGAAACUCUUUUGUUAUAUGCCCGAUACCCAACUUCGUUCUUUGGUAGAUCCUAACACGAAUUAUGUACACAAUGAGGAUCACAAUCAUGUUGUUGUUUGGGUAUCAAGCUAUCAACUCAAUCUAUUUACAAAAAAGCCUUCAGUGUAGUGAUGAAAUUGUGAUACAUAACCAAUCCUAUUUGUUUAUUACUAAAAUGAAUAGAAUCCUAUCAAAUCUUUCUAUUUCUCCUUUGAAUUUUUCAUAUAUAUCCUAUGAAUUUCAUUUCGCACCGGAAACUAUUCUAGGAGAAGUUCGAAUCCGUUCCGUUCGGAUAUUGAUUGGUCUUGGUUUGACAUGGUUACGCGUUACUGGUUCCCGGAAGACUUAAUAUCUCUAUUAGCUAAACCCUUUCUUACCCUGCCUUUGGACUCGUAUUUUGUUCGUACACAAUCAACGGAGGCCUUCCCGACAUAUGUUGCAACGUCUUCAAUAGCAUGCUCUUACUUCGUUUUUCCCUUAAUAAGUCAUCAAAUUUGGUGCUUUUUGAUCCCCAGUUGCUAUGGGGAACAAAGGAGGAAAUACAAUCGAUUCCUCCAUUUAAGUGGUUCUCGCUUCUCCUUGUUCCUGUUCCUAACUCUUCCCCGGGUAGUUCCCAAUGUUUGGCACUUUCCAUACUUCAUGGGUGAAACAUCAACAAAUUCGCUCAUGAUCAAGUUACAACCUAAGAUCUAUGACCAUAUUAUGUUAACUGUUCGUAUUUCGUUCAUUCCAUCGGUAUGCUCCCAGGUACCUGUAAUUGUGAUCCGUUUGCUAGAACCAAGGGGUCUUUCUGUAGAAACUUCCACGAACAAUCGUCGUUUUUUGAUGGUUUUUCCGCUUCUCACAGCUGCUCUUUCCACACCUCCGGAUAUCUGGUGCCAAAUUGUCGCCCGUUUCCUUAUUUCUUUGAUAAUAGAGUUGGCUAUCUUUGUGGCAUCGAUUGUACAAGUUCGUUCAGAGGGCUGGACGAGUGAUUAAUACCCGGGAGAGCGGCUCGAUCGACAAAAAAUAAGAGUAGCCCCCUAGAACCUGGCAAAGUCAUUAUCAAUGAAUUCCAGAGCAAUUCUCAACCAACAUAUGCGAUUCAUUCCCGUAAAGAUUAUAACACACAGAAGACUCCUUACCUUAGGAGCGGGAUGAGUGAUACAUCCUAAGAGCGCCGGUGAAGAACGAAAGCAAAGCUUACGCUCGGGUAUAUCAAUAUUCCAUCAAGAGAAAGGAGGCAGACUGGUAAGAAGGCCGACCACAUAGGGGGAGCGAACCGAAAAACUCAGCUUUUCUCCGCGGACCAAUCUUCCGUACCGCCCCCCCUUGACUCUCUCUCUAUCCUGCGGGAAGCGCGAAGAGCUAAGCCACUAAUGUCGUGGCGAAGGUUAUACCUCAGAAAGUCAACGAAGCUAAGAUUUCGUUAUGUCUUAUAUCCUUUCGAUCGAGUGACAACUUCGUUUCCUUCAUUGCCCUUUGUUUGACAAAAGUCAAAAAAGAAUUCCUCUAUUUGAUGUCGAUUCAUCCACACUUCCAUUCCUUGUAGAGGAAGGCUAACUGCUUGCAGGCUGGGAGCUGUAUGAGCGGUAACGUCCACGUACGGCUCCGUGAGAAGGGCGGUGGAAGUUUUAACAACCUUGUUGUACCUCACUCUCG
This is a messenger RNA of Andrographis paniculata, 3255 nucleotides long. RefSeq lists its product as uncharacterized. Gene Ontology annotation, molecular function: proton motive force dependent protein transmembrane transporter activity. Gene Ontology annotation, cellular component: TAT protein transport complex; membrane. Gene Ontology annotation, biological process: intracellular protein transmembrane transport; protein transport by the Tat complex. The transcript has a single exon. Bases 1930 to 2592 code for a protein of 220 amino acids. The record is from RefSeq and is a predicted model, not a curated record. Lineage: Eukaryota; Viridiplantae; Streptophyta; Magnoliopsida; Lamiales; Acanthaceae.